This is a messenger RNA of Sphenostylis stenocarpa, 1857 nucleotides long. Lineage: Eukaryota; Viridiplantae; Streptophyta; Magnoliopsida; Fabales; Fabaceae. The record is from the annotation of a GenBank genome assembly.
AUGGUGGAGACCUCCACGCUAGGGCGCUUCCACCACCAAAGGUUCGACCUUCGCCGCUGGCUCCCCGCCUUCCUCACCUCCCACAAGACCCUCUUCACCGUCCUCUGGAUCGGCGUCUUCGCCUCCCUUUUCCUCUGGCAGAGGAACAUUGUCGGCAGCUUCCUCAUCUUCGGCGCUCCUCCGGCCAGGCCCAUGCCCAAGCUCCGCCCCGCCGCCUUCAAUUUGACGGAUUUCGGAGGUGUAGGUGACGGCAUCACUCUCAACACCGAGGCCUUCGAGAGGGCCGUUUCGGCGAUUUCGAAGUUUGGCAUGAAAGGCGGUGCGCAGUUAAACGUCCCUCCCGGACGCUGGCUUACGGCGCCGUUUAAUCUCACCAGCCACAUGACUCUGUUUCUAGCUCAAGAUGCUGUUAUUCUCGGCAUUGAUGUCAAAGCUAAAAAAAUGAUGUAUUGUGAGGGUGGAACUGCUGUGUCAAUUAUAGCUUUUUUCAAGGCUAGGUGGUCGUUGUUUGACACUUUGGCUAUUGUGACUGCAGUUGGAAAAAAUGGUAGAAUUUCACGUUCAGAUGGUUUAAGCACAUUUUGGAGAAGACUUGAAGAAGCACCAGUGAGGAACAUUUACCAUAAAGAAGAUAGUUCAAUGGUUAGAUAUGGUGGGGGAACUAGGAAAACUAUAGGCCAAAUCAUUAAGAGAGAUUUAGAGGUCUACACUGUGUACUUGGCAUUGAGUGGUAGAAUUUGGACAGUUGAACUGAAUAUCUAUGAUCCAGUUAAUUAUCACCGGUUUAUGUAUUCUGCUGAGAGGAGUGAUGAAACAUAUUGGCCAUUGAUGGCUCCAUUGCCUUCAUAUGGUUAUGGGAGGGAGCAUCCUGGGCCUCGAUAUGGCAGUUUGAUUCAUGGUCAAAAUCUUAAAGAUGUUGUGAUAACAGGGCAUAAUGGUACCAUAAAUGGUCAAGGACAAGCAUGGUGGAAAAAAUAUCGCCAGAAGCGACUCAACCACACUAGGGGGCCACUUGUUCAGAUCAUGUGGUCUAGUGACAUUGUGAUCACUAAUAUUACUUUGCGUGACUCUCCUUUCUGGACACUUCAUCCAUAUGACUGCAAAAACAUUACAAUAAAAGGUGUAACUAUAUUGGCUCCUGUGCUUGAAGCUCCAAACACUGAUGGCAUAGAUCCUGACUCUUGUGAGGACAUGUUGAUAGAGGACUGUUACAUAAGUGUGGGAGAUGAUGCAAUUGCAAUAAAAAGUGGCUGGGAUCAGUAUGGAAUUUCAUAUGGAAGGCCUUCCAUGAAUAUAAUGAUCCGAAACCUUGUUGUUCGCUCUUUGGUCAGUGCUGGCAUCUCAAUUGGCAGUGAGAUGUCUGGCGGGGUAUCCAACAUCACAGUGGAGAAUCUUCUUGUAUGGAAUUCUAGGCGUGGUGUGAGGAUCAAGACCGCCCCUGGACGAGGAGGAUAUGUGCGCCAUAUAACUUAUAGGAAUCUAACAUUUCAGAAUGUCCGUGUUGGAAUUGUGAUGAAGACAGAUUACAAUGAACACCCUGAUGAUGGGUAUGACCCUACGGCACUCCCAAUUCUCAGAGACAUAAGCUUUACCACAAUCCAUGGCCAAGGGGUUCGUGUGCCAGUACGUAUACACGGUAGUGAAGAAAUUCCUGUGAAAAAUGUGACCUUUCGAGACAUGUCAGUUGGUCUAACCUACAAGAAGAAGCAUAUCUUUCAGUGUGCCUUUGUUGGAGGCCGUGUAAUAGGAACCAUAUUUCCUGCUCCCUGUGAAAACCUUGAUCUGUACAAUGAGCAUGGACAGCUGGUUAAGCGUUCUGCGUCCCAGAAUGUGACAGAUAUAGAUUAUGAUUUUUGA